AUGAUCCAGGCUCGUGAUGAGGAUGGCCUGACAGACUUCAUCACCAAGCCAGAAGUGGAGAAGAGGAAUGUACAGCGCGUCAUCUUAAAGGCCAAGGCCUUCUCCAGAAACAUCGGAGGGCAGGCUGCAGAGGGCGACGGGGAGAACACGACCUACAAAGUCAACCCCGAGUACGUCGGCACUGUCUUCCAGGACUACAUCAUGCCUUUGACCAAGGAGGUGGAGGUCGCCUACCUGCUUGCCAGACUCGACGAGACCCCAAGACCUGGACCUGAGCAGGAAUCCACAGCCUGGUUUGGAACGGCCAGCGGUUCUGGACGAUUGAAGAAGACGCUGCAGGAGGACUUCAACGUCAGGGCCGAUCAGCUCUGA
Messenger RNA from Symbiodinium pilosum, 372 nucleotides. The record is from the annotation of a GenBank genome assembly. Lineage: Eukaryota; Dinophyceae; Suessiales; Symbiodiniaceae.